Lingula anatina is the source of this 3997-nucleotide messenger RNA. Its product is annotated as DNA-binding protein RFX6. Gene Ontology annotation, molecular function: DNA-binding transcription factor activity, RNA polymerase II-specific; RNA polymerase II cis-regulatory region sequence-specific DNA binding. NCBI's taxonomy places the organism in Eukaryota, Metazoa, Brachiopoda, Lingulata, Lingulida, Lingulidae. Gene Ontology annotation, biological process: regulation of transcription by RNA polymerase II. The record is from RefSeq and is a predicted model, not a curated record.
UUUCCCUAACUUGUAACUUCUCACCGUUAUCUACUGACCUCAAACACGCAGCGAGUACUAUAUCAGGUGUGAGAGCGACUCAUUCAGCUACAGUGGGGCUUCAGGUGCAUAUCGCAGCAAGUCUACCGCUAAAUUACGUCACAGAGGCACACUAUCCUGUGCACAAGACUUUUCUUGGUUCCGUGGUACUUUGGAACAACUGUUUCAGGUGUUGCGAACUCAAAUGGUACAAUUCAGUGCGUGUGUCAACCAAGUAAGGGACUUCCUCGCCAGCCAAAAGAGAGGGCUCAACUUUUUGACAGCUCUUGUGUAUCCGAUUUCAUCCAGGAGGUCAUUGUUUACAUAAUUCCAUCUGAACUUCACUUUCCAUAAGAAAUCUAAAAUAUAGCAACAGAUUUCAAACUGUGAUAUUCGAACUUUGAAUAUUGCCCGUUAACGUUUGUGCACCUAAUAUUGGACGUAAUGCAGAGUUGAGCGAGAAUGCCUGCAAGUGAAACAGACUAUUUAGAAGACCAGGCACUGCAUAGACUACAGUCAGGAUCUGUGAAGAAAAAAACACACCCAAAGAGUUCUGGUAAUAAAACCUCUGUGGGCAAUACCUGCAAGAACGCCAUCGCGCAGGGCAUGGGAAUCAAAGCAGAACCCAAUGUAGGAGACGACAUUGAUAUGUCAGGAGAUGAGGGGUUUGAUGAGGACGAAAGGUCGCCCGGAGGAGAGCAAGGCCACUGUGGAGAUAGUUCUUGUGGAGACGCGCACAACGGACCAAAGAAGACGGUGGCGCAGAUCAUGCGGGAUAAAAAGAGACAGACACAGCUAACACUACAAUGGCUAGAAGAAAACUACUGUAUAUGUGAAGGGGUAUGCCUCCCUCGCUGUAUACUAUACGCCCACUACCUGGACUUCUGCCGCAGUGAGUCUUUGGAGCCUGCAUGUGCGGCGACAUUUGGCAAGACAAUACGUCAAAAAUUUCCACACUUGACGACCAGAAGACUUGGAACCAGGGGCCAUUCAAAAUACCACUAUUAUGGCAUUGGCAUACGUGAAACAAGCCAGUACUACCAUUCUGUUUACUCAGGCAAAGGUCUGACAAGGUUUUCAGGAUGCAAACUGAAAAAUGAGGGAGGGUUCACCAGGAAGUAUUCCCUCAGUUCUAAGACUGGAACAUUGCUGCCAGAUUUCCCAGACUCACGCUAUUUAAUAUUGCCACUUUCUUUGCCCAGAGAAAAGGUGGAGACCUUUGUAAUGAUGUACAAGACCCACUGCCAGUGUAUUCUGGACACAGCGAUAAAUGGGAAUUUUGAAGAGAUUCAGAACUUUUUGCUCCAUUUUUGGCAAGGCCUUCCUGAACAUUUGCUCCCUCUGGUGGAAAAUCAGGUCGUUAUUGACGUGAUCUGCGUAUGCGAUGCAGUGCUGUACAAAGUUCUAACUGAUGUACUUAUACCCGCUACGAUGCAAGAGAUGCCUGAAACAUUAUUAUGCGACAUUCGUAAUUUCGCCAAGCAUUGGGAGAACUGGGUGAACACCGCUUUGGACAACCUGCCUGAAGUGCUUACGGACCACAAAAUGCCAGUUGCAAGACGGUUUGCACAAUGUUUGAAACGACAGACAUCUUUUCUUCAUUUGGCUCAGACUGCACGACCAGUCCUGUAUGACGUCAACAUGGUAAAUCAGAUGAUUCAAGAUGUCGAACGAAUUGACAUGAACAGCAUUUCAACACACGCCUUUGCAGCAAGCAGCGACAAUGAACAAGAUACUGAACAUAACGCAGAAUUCCUCCGCGAAUUCAAAGAAUUACUUAGGAAACAAGCCACUGUUGAAGCGUUCACAGAGUGGCUGGACGUGGUUGUAGAACAUAAGAUUGUAAAGCCUAGCAAACAGAAUGGUAGGUCAUUCAAAAAGCGAGCUCAAGAAUUUCUGCUCAAGUGGUCCUUUUUUGGAGCGCGAGUGAUGCACAAUCUCACACUGAACAAUGCACAAAGUUUUGGAUCUUUUCACCUCAUACGAAUGCUGCUGGACGAAUAUGUUCUCCUUGCGGUGGAAUCUCAGUUACACAACGAAAAAGAACAAGAACUGCAACAGUUGAUGGAAAAACACAUAAAGACAGACGAAACUGGCAACCGGCCAAACCUUUCUGCUGCUCCCGGAACCUGCUUCGUAGCCAAUCGGCAAACUUCGUCAUCUCAGAGGUCAACAGGGAGUCCUACAGUUAAAAAAGAGGCAUACCUCGAUCCCCAGCUUGGUCCAUCCUUCAUGUAUUCUGGGUAUAUGUCCAGCGAUAGGGACCAGUUUGUCCUGCCUAAUCAUCUCACUCACCUGUCUGCAAUGACGCAGGCUGUGAACAGUAGCACAAGCCCCAUGCUAACGCCCCCUAUCUCUCCAAUUGUCGUGAAUCCAAUGAGAAGUAGCGUCAUCAACCAGAGCCAUCUAUCGUACAAUUCCAGCAACCCAACAUCUCUUGUACCUCCCCAUACUGGGUAUUCACCCUACAUUGGUCAACAUGGAGACCCGUAUUCCCCAGCUGGCGCAAGCUAUAUGGCAAGCUACGGGUCCUCCCCCUACGGCAGUGCUUUCCGCACACACUCGUACAACCACUCUAACCCCUAUGGCAUGAAAAACGAUAUGGAACUUACUUACCCAACUUACGCAGACCAGCCGUACGGUUCGUACGAUAGUUACGCCAUGAGUUCAUACGCUAGUCAGGCCUCGGUGAAUUAUGCAGCCAUGCACCAGCCUCAAGCCGGCAGUGCCUUUAACGUUGUACAGAGCAAUUCUGCAUACUCUGGACCUGGGCACUAUCAACAUUCCGACUAUUACUCUCCGUAUCACCAGCCUGUCAAACCUCUUGUGGAGCACGUGCCAGUUAUCCAACAGCGGGCAGGUGUCAGCACACACUAUUCAAGUGAGAGCCACGACCCUCUGAACCUGCUGGACAAGCCGAACCACAGACAGAAAGAGCACCCACAUCAGUUGUUCGGUACCUCAACUUCGGCAAGCUGCCACAGUCCGCGCCACCCAGUCGGUCAUCAAGGGGAAACUCAUCCGAGCGUUGCAGCAGACGACCUGAUCAACAUGGCAGUCAAUGGCAUGAUGGUCCCUGCAUCAGAGGCGGAUAUUACAUCACAUUAUGGGGAUCCUGGGCCCUUACCUUCCAUUAACACCGUUUUUAUGAGCUAAGAAAGGAGAUUAAAGGAUGCCUAAAAUUUAAUGAAUUCGCAUUUUUUAAAGACUGAAACUAGUUAACUCUGUAUGAACAGAACAAGGGUUGGUGAGAGUAUUUUCACCCACUUAAUUUUUUUUAUGGCAUUUGGCUCUCUUUGUACAUUUGUAUUUAUAAAUGCGUGAGUAGCGAAGAUAUAGAUCUGUAAAAUGCUGUGUAUUUAGGCUGUCCCCUUCAGGAAAGGUAUGCAUGCUCAGUAACGAUAGCAGUGACCAUAAACAUUAUUUAUAUACACGUAUGUAUGUUAACCAGUGUGUUAUAUGUACUAGUAGAAAAAAAAGCUGACAUGUAAAGGAACCAAUGCAAAUAGCUGUACUGAAUGUAGGCAUCGUGUGGCAAGAUGCACAUAUCUCAUUUGGAACCAUUCCGUCUGUCUGGGCAUUUCUGUCUGACAAUUUUCGCCUAGACUAAACCAACAAAUUUUGUCUUGCAAGAUUCCAUGGAGGUCAUCACAGAUGACUCUUUACUUUGCAAUAAAAAGAACGAACACUUUACAGGGCACCAAUCGGUCGUGCAAUGACUCUUAACCGUUGCAAUGCUUCUUUUACCUUAAUGUGUGAAUUCGACGAAUGCUUCUCUGGCAUGAUUAGCUGUAUUACAUGUCUUUAGCUUUUUAAACAUAAAUGACCAACGACAAUUUACAUGGCCAAGUAGAGUAAUCGUACCGUCCAGUUUUGUGAUUAUUUUAUGCGCUUUCAAACUAUAAAAUUAAGGGUUUAUUACAAUGUGAAUUUAUGUAAAUGCGCAUCGCAUUUAAUAUAUGUGAAUAAAAUUGUUACA